AUGGAUACUAAAUUGGAGAAUGUGCGGGAAAAACUCGAGAAAGGUUCCAAACUUCUAUUGAGUAAGAGCUGUCAAGAGAUUGUCAGUUACUUCAAUGAAAUUUUAGAAUGUGAUGAUAUAACGACAAAUAACCUUAAUUUAAUUGAAGCGCUUCUCGUGAAUGUUAGUGAACAUGAACAGUUACUGGAAAUAUAUGAACACAUUGUUGACUUUUUAUGGUUAAAAGAUGUGGAUACUCUUGUCAGACCUAUAAUUUCUAUUUUUCUAAGUGAUAACUUGGAUUCUCUUGAAGAUUGGAAAGUUGAGCGCUUAUGCUUUCGAAUGAUUCAAAAGCUAAACUCUGCGUGCUUAGAUCCUCUGCUUCUGUUUGAUAUCUUAGCUAAAGCGUUGUUAAGGUUAGAGAAUUCGGAUUCUGUUUUAAGCUCAAUGAUUGAUUCAUUGUGUUCUGUAGAGUGGUGCAACGAAAAUGUGGUAUGUUUAUUGGAUGUUCUGAGAAACUAUGGCUUACAACGAAAAUCAAUGGAGAAGAUUCUAGAAAAGUCUCUUCCUAAGAUUAUUUCAUGGGAAGUAGAUAAACUCCAGGCCUUUGUACAGAGUAUUCUAUUAUUUGCAUUUCCGAUCUAUAUGGAGUUUUUAUUUCGACGUCUUUUACCACUCAUUUAUGGUAACAAUAGUUCAAACCGUUCUUGUGAAGUUAUACGUGGUCAACUGAUGAUGCAGAUAUUUUCUUUGGUUGAAAAAGAUGAAAAUUUUGGAAGAGUCAUUUUUGAGACAGUUAAGUCAUUAUCAAAGUCACAAAUUGAACCUGAAUUUUAUUACACAGUUUUGAUGACAUUACUUCCUAUUCAAAGCACCCAAACUCAGGCCAUUCAAUUAUUAACCAUCUCUAUUCUGACAGCCUUUUCUGAUAGUCACUUGAUUUCAGAGUCAUCUUUUCUUCGAGGUUUAUGCCAAUUAUCGGAGGACCCUAAAGAAAUUAUCUUGAAACUCAGUGAAAGAUGCACUUCAAGUCAAUGGGAGUUCACUGUUCAUGGGAUGGUUUUGCUUGGUUUUACUCUUCUUCGAGCUGCUUGUUCGUCUACUGCAUCAUCUUCGAAUAUUUUUGGUGCAAAAGUAACUGGUCGUUUAUCAAAACCAUUGUCAACAUCACCUUUUCUAACCCAUGAUACUUUGAAGUUGCGUAUUAUUCGUUCUGGUUUGGACUUGCUCGUGCAUCUUUUCAAACAUUGCCAUUGUUCGCGAGAUGAAAUCAUUACAAUGACAGCGAAUCUCAUAUGGAGUGAGUCGAACGCAUCAAUAGCCUUAUAUGCUUUAGAUCUUUUAAGUGAUCUAGUAGCAAUAUGUCCAUUAGAAGUUGCCGUUCGAGCUAACUGUUUGGAUCCAAUUAUCGACUCUAUUGGUUUAUUACCUUUGAGUAUUUCAACCGCUUUAGUGCAUGCCUUAUUACCGUUAAUACGUGCUGGAAGUUUAUUGGAAUUGGAAAAUAUCUCAGAAAAUGACAAAAGUGAUAGUAAUCCAUUCACUCAAGUCCGUAUGAGACUGAUAACCAAUCUGUGCAAAGCAGCAAAUUCACCCAGGAUACCUAGUCGAUGUACAGCUGUAUCCUGUUUCACGCUUUUACUAAAACAUUUAAAGGUUUCAGUAUCAACAUUUCGAUCAGCAUCACAGUAUUCUUCAUCGUCAAGUUCACUUUCUCAGCCAUUUGUUUAUUCACAAUCUCAAGCUACCCAGAGAAAUCCUUUGGUACUGUUUAGUCAAUUACAAUCAACACAAAUCGCUCAACAAGCUGUCUUCUUACCGUGUGAUAUUGUACAAAAUGAAGUGUUAUGCACCGAAAUUAUCAGCAUACUUCAUCGUAUUAUAUUUUUUGCAUUUUUUCGAUCACAAUCAGGCAGUCUACUGACAGAUCCAGAAAAUGUAGUCAAAUCCAAUAUAUACUGGGGUCUAUGCGAAGUUGUAACACGUAAUCGUGGUCUGUGUGAAGCUGUCCUGAAUUUAUACCUACGUCUUCUCAUUGGUUGUUUAGCCCCAAAUUUUCUCAAAACUCUUAAACGAUCUGGUACUCAGAAUUCGCUUACUUUACUCACACCAAUAAAUCCAUUACACACGAAUUUCAUUCCUACUCCACCAUUUCUAUUGAACAAGUUAAUUGAGUCAAAUAUCACAGAUGGAGAAAUUAAACGUAGUGAACAUCCGGAUAUUUUAAUAUGGUGUCUGCAACUUAUAUUAACUCUGCCGAUCUUCAAUCCUUUCUGGAGGCGAUUACGUUUACAAGGGACUUCAAAUAGUGCUAGUGAGUCUUCAGAGAUCUCUUCAUCUUCUUCAGCUGGGAUAAGUCAGUUUACUCAAUCUACAUUGGAUAAUUCAAUACAAUGUGGUCGUUUAGUUACUUAUUCUUUGUUUUCAAAAGCAGUGAAUUUAUUGAUUUCGAUAUCUAAUUCACUUCGUCUCUUGCCAAAAGAAGAUUUUGGAUUGACUACAGAAACUGAUUUCGGUGCAACAUCGGGUGGAAAAUUAAAUCGUGAUCGUGUUCAACUACUCAUCAAUAUUUAUGAUGCAUGUUUAGAGUUUGAGUUAAAAGAUCCAUUGGCUAGUGAUCUGUUGCAUGCUGGGAAUUUUCAAUCGCAAUUUCCUAAUCAAACUUCUCCUGAAUCCACUUGGCUUCGUAUUCGUUCAGACUCUCGAAGUGGUCUGCUUAUCAUGAGUUUAAUUUCAAUUUCUCAAGCAAAUUUAAAAAGUAUCCUUAUUGCAAGUAUCAAAUCGGAUUCAGUGAAUCCAUUGGCUUGUCAUAUACUUCAAACUCUGUCAACACGAUUGAAUCAAUUCACACAUUGCACUGAAGGAGAUAUUCCAUGCGCUUAUCGUGAUGCUCUAGUUGUUGAAUUAGUUCCAGUUAUGAAGUGUGUAAUUCGUUUUUAUCACCAUAAGAUAAUGUCAGAUGAAGCUCCUACUACUGGUACUACUGUUGCUGCUACUGCUACUGCUACCUCUGAAGAUGAUGCAUCGAAUCAAGCAGAUCAAUCUAAACCUCGCUCCACAACGACUAUAUCAACUUCAUCCACUGCCUUACAAGUUUUCAAUAUCGGACUGACACUAACGUUACACUAUUUAGGGACUCAGAGAUUGCAUAAGAUAUGCAGAAUUCUUUAUCCUGUAACAAAUAAUCCCAAUUACUCAGAACAAUUGUUUAACUCUGACUCAGAUAUUGUAUGUGAUUCAGAGGGUGUGGAAGAUGAUGAUGAGUCUUCUGAGUCUUUGGUUUCUGGGAUUACACCAGCUCAAGGAUUAUCAUCUCUUAUCAGUCUAGUUAAGUCAUGGGUAUCUAGAUUGCUAAACCCAUCUGGUGCUAAUUCCACUACACAAAAGCUUACUCAACAUAAUUUCCCGUAUGCCAAAGAUCUUGUUAUACUGUUACCACUUCUAGUUAAAUUAUGUCGUGCACGUGCUUCAAUUGGUUCUGAAGUUACAAAUCCUGAAGUGAAUAAAUUCAAUCCUUACUCUGGUCUAUCUCGUGUAUUAGCUUGGCUUUUACGAUUAAUGCGUUCCCCGAUAUCUUCACGUUACAUAUCAGCCUUACCUUCAUUAUCACAAGCAAAUAGUACCAAUGCAAUAGCUACAGCAGCACGUGUUCAACUGAUCAAUCAAGCUAUCUGGUUAGCUCAUUUAGUUGGAGCCAACUCAUCUGGUCGAAUUUCACAAGCUUCAGAUGCUGAAUUAUCAUUAGAUGAUAUAAUUCUCGGGUUAGCUAGUGAUUUGACUGCUGUACUGGGAAAUGUAGCUGAUAGCAAGGAUAUUAGUUUUAUGCCUGAUGCUAAAGAAGCGGCAAUCACGUAUCCACUGGUGACUCGUUCUUCUGCUUUAUCCAUUUUACCACUGAUUUAUGCAUCGAUAAAACAGACAAUUAAUGAAUAUGAUUGGCUUUUAAAUCAUAUUUCUAAAGAUUAUGCUGGUAGACUUGAUGUAAAGGAUAAAACAGCAUCUAAAGAUAUUGGCACAAAACUAGAAGGUAAUGAACAAGAGGAGGCACUUUGUCUACGUCUAAUUGGACUUGGAGAGAUAUUAGCCCAAUUAUUGCAAACAGCACUUCCAGCACCAAGUUCACAUGUGGAUACAUUAUUGGAGAUUGGUGUGUCUGUGUUUAACCUACUUGGUCGCUUAACAAAAUAUUAUUUACAUAUUAUUGGGUUGCACUGUGGUCGAUUUCCAGUUAUUUUUGAACGAGUAGUGCGUGUUUACGGUCGUGAAGUAGCCCCACGUGCAUAUACAUUGUUCUCCUACAUACAGAAUUCAGAAAGUGAGAAGGUUAAAGGAUUCCAGGAAAGUAAGGGUUUAAAAAAGAAGUUGAAUGAUAAGGACCAGUGUGAAUCGAAGAAACAGACAUCUGCUUCAGGAAUGCCACAAGCGUUGAUAUCUCGUACUAUAAAAGAUUCUCGUCUCAUUCCUCAGUUAAUUUAUGCUAUUGAGCAGUAUGAACGCUUUCUAAUGCAGUUAUCUAAAAAGUCUAAGAUCAACUUAAUGCGUAAUGUGAAAUUAAGUACAUCACGAGAUUUUCGUAUCAAUCAAGCUACAUUAGUUGCGCACUUAGAACAAUCCGCUGCUCUAAGUGUUAGCAGUCUUAGUGAAAGCAACACUACAGAUGAAGAAGAAGAAGAAGAUAACUUGAGCAAUGAAAUUGUUAAUUUUAUUAAUCCUACUGACAAUACUACAGACAGGGGUGAUGAUCAGGCACAUCCACCUUUGAGUGUGAGUGAAGAGCAGUGUGUUCGGGAUGUUCAUAGUGAUGCUGAUGAGAAUAAUAUUCAUGACGAAACUCAUAUAAGUCGACAAGUAUAUGACACAGGUAAUGUCGAUGAAAAUUCGGAAAACGUACCAUCAGUUGCUUUGUCUGAGUCUCGUACGGAGACACCUGUUUGGGGUCGAGUAAGUUGACAAAUUCCUUUUUAUAUAUGCUUUAUAUAAUUUAUUAUUUCUGUUUUAUUAUACUGGUGAACAUUUGAACAACUUCGCUGCUGCUGAAUUAUGCAUACUUUGGACGUCAUAAAAACUUUGUACUUGUUGAUAAUUUAAGAAGUGCUGCUCGUUGAUAUCUCUGGGCACUGAACGCUGAAAAAAACUUGAAUGAUCACUUUAUCUACCGC
Molecule: messenger RNA, 5138 nt
Organism: Heterobilharzia americana
Lineage: Eukaryota; Metazoa; Platyhelminthes; Trematoda; Strigeidida; Schistosomatidae
Source: the annotation of a GenBank genome assembly